Messenger RNA from Coregonus sp. 'balchen', 3208 nucleotides. NCBI's taxonomy places the organism in Eukaryota, Metazoa, Chordata, Actinopteri, Salmoniformes, Salmonidae. The record is from the annotation of a GenBank genome assembly.
AUGCACCUCAGCAACCACCAGCCCAACAGGGCGGUUUCCUGUCUGGGCUAUUUUCCUCAGGUCCGCCCCCUCCACAACAACAACCACAACAACAACGACCCCAGCAACAACAGGGAUCACCUAGCAGUCGACCAAACCUACAGCAACAGCAGCAACAGGGUAACAGGCAGCCCUUGCAGAGGCAAAAUCAGAUUCCUCCACAGCCUGUUGCUGCUGCCCCUGAGCAGGGAGGAUUCAUGUCAGGGCUAUCAGGGAUUUUCGGUGCCCCCCAACCGCCUCCACCACAGCCCGCUCCCCAGCAGGGUAAUCGGCCAAAUGCUCCAGGCCAAGGACAAGCUCAAAAGCAGCAGCCCCCACCCCAACAACCACCUGCCCAACAAGGUGGAUUCCUCUCUGGGCUUUUCGGCAUGGGCACUCCUGAAACUCCUACCCCUAACCAGCCACCCCCUGCACAGCCUCAACAACAAGCCAACAGACAGACUCCUCAACAGGGAGCAGCUCAGCAAGCAGGUCAAACUGGUCAGCCGCCAAACAAGCUUGUCCAGAAUCUACCUCAGGCUGAAUCAGGUGGACUGUUAUCUGGACUGUUUAACAAGCUCACAACCACCACAGAGGAGCAGACACCACCUCAACAACCUCUGCAGCAACAACAGCAGACACGUCCAGGUGGUCCAGCUAAGCCUGGACAAGGCCGGCCACAGAUUCAGCGGACCAAGCAGGUGGAGGUCCAGUCCUCGCAGGAUGGUGUGGGUGAAAAAGACCCGAAGGGAUCACAGAAAGGAUUUCUAUCUGGACUCUUUGGUGCAAUGGAGGAGGCACCAACAACCAAGGCACAGGAGAUACCCAUCUCCCCGCUUAGCAAGGAGGAACCGAAGACCAGUACAAGUGGCAGCUCGCCAGGUUUCCUUGAUCGUUUACUUCCAAAACAAAACAAAGAUGAAAUUCCCAUUAGUGCUGCUCCUAGUGCUGCUCCAACCAUCCCAACAAGUUUGGACACCUCUGGCAGUCAGGUGCCACAAUAUGUUCAUAAUGGACAGGAUCCUGCCGUAUCCCCAACCCAACGCUAUCUGGAGGAAGUCCACCGUCUGUUGUAUGGCACAGCAGAAGAGUAUGGGUACCAGGACCUGUUGUACAACUUUGCAGAGUAUGGUGUCAUUCCUCCUGAGCUCUAUGAGCAUCAGCUUCUCAUAGAGGCCCUCCUUUGGCAACAGCUUAAUGAUUAUGCCCUCAGCGAAUCCCUCUCUGCUCAAGUUCAGGAGUGUUACCAGACAAGGCAAGGGUACAUACAGCCAGCAAAUGGACAAUCAUCCUGGCAGAACCAUGGGGUUUGGAACCCCAAAGACAUUCACACCAGUCAGUUCCACAUACCCUCACAUCCUUGGAGAGACAAGACUGCCCAACCAUUCCAAAAUGGCUUCCAUGAACCCAAGGAGGAGGAUAUUGUGCUAUUUGACAUGACUUGCAGGAACAAGAAGCCCUGGAGCAGCUGUGACCAUUUGAACAUGAGCAAUGACAUUAGCAAUCACAAUGGGAUGGUGAACGGAAAACCCUGGAUCGUGUCAGGGAGUGCUGUCAAUCUGUCCAAGGAAAAUAAUCAAACAAAGCGGAGUCGGUGCCAAUCCCUUACUGAAGGGAUCCAUGGAAACAUCCAUGAAUUUGGCCAAAUAGUCAAUCAAAAUGGACUUGGCAGAAUCUCACCAGCAAAGAAAGAUUUUGAUCAGAAUUUGGCUACAGAUUUUUCCAAACAAAUUGAUAAGAAGUCAGCUACAGAGUUUUUCAAACUAAUCGCAGCUAAAAAGGGUCCAAAGGAUUUGACCCUUGGUGCUAUGGAUUUGAGCAGUUCAGCAGGGAUCAAUGGAGAUGUAGAUGAUGACAUGUUCGUCGAUGAGUCUGAGUGGUACCAGCAGUGGCUCUCUCUGUUGGAACAAGGGAUGUGGUGGCCAGCUGAGGCAGGGGAUUGUGGCUACUACGUCUAUACAGACGAAGAGUUCAUCUACUCUCUCCUUACUGACAGAGCUGGUAAGCACCUCUAUGCAUGUGGUGCGCCAGAGGAUGUACAGAUGUUGGGACAAAUCACAGAAAACCUUGCUAACAUCCUAAACAAGCAAAAAGAAAAAGAUAAAGUCACUCUCUGUGGCUUCAAGAUUCCUCUCUACAAUGAGGAGGAGGCAUUCUGGGCUCCGGGUCGGACACAGAGAGAAUCUCAUCUCUUGAAUGCCCCAGAGGACCUCACCUCAGCCUUCAAGAAAGGAGACAAGAUAAUGAAUAUGAACAUGGAAUCCUUCUCUCAGAUGUUCCAGGAGUCUGUAGUGGCUCAGACAGAGCAGCCGGUAGACUUCUCUGUGUUUAAGCUGAGGAAGGUCAAAAUGGAAACAAAUCAGACUGACCUUUACUAUCAUGAGGAGCCAUUGGAGGCUGCUGAUCUCACUAGCAAAUCACAAACGGGCAGCUAUGGAGGUCCCUAUUGGCAGAAUCAUGGCAUAAAAGGUUCACCUGAUUUUGUGUCUACUAACAAAUCUGCGAUGUCCCCUAGAACCUAUCCGCAACCUAAUCGCCCUAAUUCUCCAAUUCCUGAUAUUAGGAUAGCGCCUGCAGAUGAAACGCCUGUUGACCAGCUGAAACAGAAGACAUCCGUCUUUUCAGCUAUCGGAGGGUGUGUUAGUGGGACUGCUGCUGCAUCUGAUUUAAGCAAAGCAACAUCUCCAAUUCCAACAUCUCCAAUCCCAAAUGGGGACCCUGUACCGUCAGCAAUGUCUAGUAGGAUUCCAGUGGCUGCCCCAGCGACUUUUAGAAACCUCCCUGAAACCCCAUCUGCUCCUAGGUCACAACCAGGACCUGCUCCAUCAGGAAGAAAGCUUCCUGUAACACCAGGAGCUGCUAAACCACCUACAGAGCCCACUGUGCAGGAGGCCACCUCCAUUGACCAACAGGCAAAGAGCAUACUCUCCUUCGGCUUUGAGAGUUUGAAAUCCAAAAUUGUGGAUGCGCAAAGUAGUGUGGCUCACCCCACAAUGCAACAGGAGCCACCAAAGCCAGCCACCACGGCUACUGGCCGAAUCUUACCUACGCCCCCAACUGCAACAGCGGGUUCACCGGCGGUGUCUUCAACACAGAGAGCGGGGCUUGUCAGACAGUCUUCCCAGUCACAGCAGCCCACACCACCAAUGCAACAGACAAACAGAAUGACCUCUGCUAUAGGAAUGAAUGA